Messenger RNA from Caenorhabditis auriculariae, 10965 nucleotides. NCBI's taxonomy places the organism in Eukaryota, Metazoa, Nematoda, Chromadorea, Rhabditida, Rhabditidae. The record is from the annotation of a GenBank genome assembly.
AUGAGUUCGGCUGUAAAGAGGAGCGCCGUUCCUUCCUAAUUACAAAGUCCUUUCCGCUUCAUUGAAUGAACUAAAAACAGUUCUGAAAGAAAAAAAUUUUUGAAAGUUUUUUGAAAAAGGCAGCGAAGUUUUCUUUUCAAUUUUUACAUAGAUUUGAACACUCAUUAAUUUUUUUGGGGUCACUUCAACUUUGUAUUCACUUUAAAAAAAUUUUCAUAGAUUUCUUCUUUUUUUUUGCCUCGAUCGAUAAAGGAUUUCUUCCUACGUUUUGGAUUAUUUUUUGUAUCACUCAUCCCAGUUCAGUGGAGGAAUCGGAAUGUGCUGCAGCUCAUCCCGAUUUUAGUCGAAAUCGGCGUUUCAUGCAAGGAUUUCUUCCAAUUCCAUCUAAUUCUUCUCUGAUACGCCUCUCAAUCUUUCGGAGAUUUUAUGUGAAAAACAGUUUGAUGAAGACAAACGACCCACUUGAAUCGAGUCCAUUUCAUUUUCCCCCUCUUUAUUUUCACAGCGUUUUAAUUCACUAUUUUUUAUCAAUCGACCGUUUAAAAAUGUAUUAUGUUUUGUGGUCUUUUUUUAUCGAAUUUACCUCUUUGAUACUUAUUUUAAGUUUCGAAGUAAAAAUCUAUUCGUUUUUUGUUUCAGGCAGCCCCUAUGAAGUGAACAGAAGAAUGGAACCCGAGGAUGAGCAAGUCAAUUUGCAAAUUUUUGUUCCUGAACUGCAAAUUAGGGUGUGUUUUCUGUUUUUUGAUAUAAGCGUUACGUUAAUAUCGAAACAUAAAGCUUCGGAUUCAAUGAAAAGCUUUCAGAAGUUCCUCGGUGUUAUGCAGAAUGACUUUGUGUGGGAUGUGAAGCGGAAGUUGUUGGCGACUUUGCCACAGGUUUGGCUUCUUUUUCUCUGGUAUUUAAAGUUGUAUCAGACUGAUUAUCAGAGCUGUUCGACUCAAAAAGAAAGAGCUUUUUGGUUUGACCAAGAUCGUCGCUGAACUGUUUGAAUUGGACAAUCAUCAAAGGAGAAAGAAAAAUAGUUAGAGCUGAUACUGUUUUAUAGAGAUUCCUGCAAGAAUAGAUGGAAAUUUAAUAGAUUAUAAUCAACCUUUCUUUGAAUUUCAAUUUAUUCAGAAAUGUUUUUUACCUUGUUGUAAAAAGAUAUGGCCUUUAAAAAAAUCGUUUUUCAAGAAAAAUAAUGCAAUCUUUUUUUGACUUUUUCUCUGUGUGUAGUCUACUUUAAAUCGGACAGGAACUCCUAAAGUUGGAGAAAAAAAAUAAUUCCCAGGGAAACUAGAAAAAAGUUUUUGAGUUCUCAAUGAAGAAGCUUUUUUUCCAGAAAAUUUGCAUUAUAGAGAAAAUAUAGUCAUUUUUUGUUUUUUUCGAAUCAAAACUUUUUUUUCUCAUAAAAUUCUCUUCGUUUUUUAAUCGUUUAGGAAAACUUAAUCAUAGUUAAAGAUUUCAACAGAGAGCCUUUUUUCUAAACUUCAAGCUUUUUCAUUUCAGGCGCUGGCACAGGCCUUCAACUACGGGCUUUUCCUGCCGCCAUGUGAUGGCCGCGCCGGGAAAUUCUUGCUCGAGGAUCGAACCGUCAGAGAUUAUCCUUUCCACGACUGUGUUCCCUACCUCGAGGUGAAUAUUUGUCAUUUCAGAAAAGUAUUAUUCAUACUUUGUUGUUUUCGAGUGAUUCAUUCGAAUAAAAAGUUCUCGCUUAUUUAUAAUCUUAUACAAUUCUGUUUCUAAAAAAAUUUCUAAAAAAUUAGUGGAUGGCACUCUUUUUUCUCUUCAAACUUGAGUUGUAAGUUCAUGUUGAUAUCUUUUUUUGCUUGAUAAAAGAGAACUUUAAUGCAUUGACCUUAGAACUUAUCUAUUAAUUUUUCUGGGAUUCAAUUUAUUGCGAAGAUACAUCAUAUUUUCGUUCCAAGAAAUCUUCCUGUAGGCCUUAAAAUUCCCAUCGGCUAAAAAAGUCGGGAUUUUCCUGCAAGAGCUGGAUGAUUGAGGCUCUCGUUCGAAAGACCAAUCUUUUAACUGGCCGCUCAUUUUGGAGCGCUUUCCUGCGAUGAAUGACCGCGGCAAAAACAAACACCUUUUGUCUUUUUGGACGGCCGGCGGUGGCUGGGCGAAAGUCUUGUGUUUCAACGCAAUCCCCUCGUUAAAUGCGAAUAAUCCCUCCGCCGAGAGGCAAAAAAACGUCGGAAGAGACGGGUCUCCGGAAACAAAAUUAAAUGUCACCUUGAAGAUGAAAAAUCGCUAGGGUUAGAUCAGAAAUUUUGAAAAAGUAUUAUUUCAUCUGCCUUUAAAAACGUAAUUUUGAUUUUCAGCUCAAAUACAAGAAGCGAGUCUACAAAAUGCUGAACUUGGAUGAAAAGCAGCUCAAGAGCAUGCAUACGAAGGUCAGUUGUCAUCUCAAAAAAUAAGUUUUUUCGAUUCGAAUAAUUUAUUUUCCACUGACUAAAAAACUGCCGCUUCAAAAUAAGAAAUUCAUAUUUUUAUAGGCCAACUUGAAAAAGUUCAUGGACUACGUGCAGCAGAAAAACGGGGAAAAGGUCGAGAAAAUGUGCUCUCAAGGGAUCGAUGCGAAUUUCCACGACUCACAGGUAAACUAGAAUUCGUAUGAAGCUAGAAAUGAGCUCCAGGGAGAGACGCCGCUGACAUUGGCCGCGGGGAUUCCAUCGAAUCGCGGCGUUCUGGUGGCUCUGAUUGGCGGUGGAGCGCACAUCGACUUCAGAAACUCGGAAGGACAGACGGCCAUGCACAAGGCCUCGUUUCUGUCCUCCUUCGAGAACGUCAAGACUCUGAUCGAAUUGGGCGCCUCGCCAAACUACCGAGAUCCCAUCGGACUCACUCCUCUGUACUACAACAUGCUCACCUCCGAUUCCAAUGAUCAGGUCGGUGCUGGGCGAAAGUCAUCCAGAGAAGCACAAUCAUGAACAUUGGAAAUCAAUCUUUAUAUUCUGAUGUCAGAAUUAUCAACGCGAUUAUCCUUUCAAAAGUUUACACUGAGGAUGACUUAGAUUUUAUCAAAUAUCCUCACCAAAAAGUUAUAUUUCACGGAAAAUGGAACCAGCUGAAGUUAUCAUAUUUUAUCACUCUUGCUCCAGAUUGAAAGAUUUCUUAGAAUGAUGAAUAAGAAAACUACUUUCUUAUCUCGAUAAAUAAAAGAAAUCCGACUUGAUCACAUAAAAAAUUAAAGGAAGUCGUGAUUUUCCAGGUGACGGAGAUGUUGCUUCGAGAGGCUUCCGACAUCGGCGUGACGGACAUGCACGGAAACCAUGAAAUCCAUCAGGUCGCUCCUGUUUUCCGUUUGAAGAAGCAAGUUUGCCAGUUUCAGGCCUGCAAGAACGGUCUCGUCAAGCACGUCGAACACCUUCUGUACUACGGAGCGGCGAUCGACGCCGAAAAUGUCAACGGCAACAGUCCGCUGCACGUCUGCGCCGUCAACAAUCGGUGAGCAGGGGCUCAGAAGAGAAAAGUCCGAAAAAUGAGGCUUGAACAUCUGAGAUCUCGUGAAAAAUCUUUGAAGUUUAGAAAUGCUCAGGAAAAUCUUCAAAAAUUAUUAUAGACUAGAUUUCAUUUAUCGUCGCUUAUGUUAUAAACCUUGAAAAAGCAUCUUCAAUAUUUCAACAUAAGGGCUAUGGAAAAAUUUUGAACUCCUUGAAACUCUUUUACUAGCUAUUAUUUCCUGAUCCGUGGGAUGAAAAGAGAUUUAGGCAUUUUUUACGAUAUUUACAAUUUUUACCGCGUCAAUUAAAAUCUACAUAGACGUCCACAACUAAUUUGAAAUUAAGAAAAUAGUUGGUCAUAUAUAGUCGGGAAAGUUUGUAGCAAGAUCUUUCGGUCUUCCGGUCUUUUUCUCUGUCGGUAGUUUCAAAAAUAACUUUUUGACACGCUUGGGUUUAAAUAUGGUGGGGCGGGAGUUUAGAAAUCAGUAAAUUUUUGUAUUAGUUGAGAUUCGCUGUAUUUUUGAGACAAAGAAAUUAGGAAAUUGAAAGAGAGAUUAUAAAAAUGGCUAAAUAAUUUUUGCUAAUUCGAUUUUUCAAUGCGAAGUAUUCAGAGCUGAAUGCGCGCGAGUUCUGCUUUUCCGAGGAGCCAACCACCUGGUGGUGAACAAGCAGGGUCAGACGGCGCUGCACGUCGCGCACAUCGUCAGCAACCCAGCCGUAGCUGACGUCAUCCAGUCGCACAACCCGACCGCAUCCGGUUUGUCCCUCAGAUGGGGUAGACGCAUUAGGCCAUGUUUCCAGUGCCUUACCGUGGAACGCCGCAAUAUUCCACGAGACGGCGACUUUCUUCGACAAUUUCGCGUCGUCGCUCCAUGUCACAGUCGUCCAUCUGCAGCCAGGACAUCUACCGCACGCCACAGAACAACCGAAGGCCGCCCUCGGUACAAAACAUGUUGAAACGUUAUUAGCGGCUAUCUUGUGAUGUUCCUUUCGUUGGAUUUUUUUUUUAGCUCAGCUCAGCUUUUUUUUUCUGUUGAAAAAACAAUCUGAGCAAACCGUGAUUCUGAAAUGAUAAAAUGGCAUGAAAAGUAUUGCACUUUAAGGCGAUGUCAGCCAAAAAAACUUGAUAGAAAUCAGUUUUUGAAAGGGAGGUUUUUUCUGUUCUAUCUGAAACUUCAUCCGCUAUCAAGGACCUUUUUUCUAAUGUCCAGAAAUUUUGAAUGAAUUACUUUCUCCGAGAAAUUUCUCGGUCUUUGAGUAAAUUUUUCCCUCGUAGCAACUCCAGCUUCAAGAAAUUUGAAUGAAAAUCGAGAAACUCCUUGAUGUAGAUGUAGAAGUAUUGCAUUUUCAACGAACCUUCCUCAGCAGUUUAUAAAUUUGCCGACAGCUGGGGAAUUUUCCAAGAAAACAGUUUCAAAAAAGUCUCUCCUGCUCAGCAUUUGACGUUCUUCGUUCAGAUCGCACCAUCGCCGACGCCGUCGCGAGCUUCGCGGUCGACCGUCACGCCUUCCGAAUACGGCACGAUACGACGGUUUGCCCCCGACCAUGUCAGAAUGCUUGCGGUGAAAAAAAAAAUGAGACUCUCCUCAAUAACUUCAUCCUUUUCAGGCUGGCCACGAGGCUAACAUGCCACGAAUCCUGGUCAUUCCGCGCGGCCCGAAAGGCUUCGGAUUCAUCCUUCGUGGCGCCAAACGUCUGUUUUUUCGUAGAUAAUCAAUAGUUUCAAAUAGAAAGUUUUCAGACAUGGCGAUGCCCAUUGACUUCGAGCCGACGCCCCUUGUACCGGCUCUGCAGUUCUUCGAAGGCGUCGACAUGUCAGGAAUGGCUGUCCGAGCCGGCCUUCGACCUGGUAUCAAAUAAAAAUUUGAUAGAAACACAGUUUUUCUCAAAUUACUGUUGAACUUUGAGUUUACCCUUUUGUGAGGUUUGCCGUCAAGAUUGUUGUGGUCUUUUUGCGUUUUUUUAUCGGUGAUUCUCAGGGUUUGACGGAAUUUAUGUCUUUGUGCGAGAAAAAAAAAACUCUGAUUAUUGCAAAGAUCAUCUUACUGAUAGUAAAUGCUGUGAGAUAAGUACGGUUCCUUGUUUGAAAAUUAAUUUCAAUCACUUUCCGAUUGGUCAAAGUUAUAGAGCUUGUUUCAGGAGAUUACCUGCUGGAGAUCGACGGAAUCGACGUGAGAUGUGCGAGUCACGACCAAGUGGUCGAGCUGAUCCAACAGGCCGGCGACACAAUCACCUUGAAGGUCGGACUUCCGAAAUUUAGAUAUCACAACGCUAAAAAUGAUAUUGAUGAUUUAUAAAAAGAAGACGGAUGUAUUCCUCAUCAAGAAAUGGUUUUUGUUCAGGUUAUAACAGUGGAAGGAGCGGAAAGUCUGAUGAACAUUCCAGGAGGAUCCGUCCAGAGGAGACCUCAUUCAGGUUCAAAAUAUUAUAAAUAUAUGUCACUAACUCUGCUUUCUUUGAUGCACUAGAAGCUUCAUUGUAUAACAAAAAAGUAACAGCUUAAACUCGUCAAAUUUAUAACUCGUUAAAAAAAAUGAGUAGCAUCAUGAGAUUGUCCUGAAAAAAAGGAAAAAAAUGAAAAUUUGAAUAAUGAAAUUUUCGUACGAUUUUGGAGUGCUUUUUCACUUUUCCGACUGUCCUUCAUUUUCUUUCAUUUUAAUUAUUCAUCGGCUCUCGGUGUAAACUAACCUACCCUACUUUUUUCCUAACAAAACCCAAAUAUAACACAACGUAAAAGUUUUGCUUGCAUGGCGGCAAUUUCAGUCGGAACGCGUUCUACAGUAAGCCGCGCCUCUGGAGUACCGUACUCCUCGACGAUGAAAACUUUCACGAUGACAGGAACCCGCAGUCUCUACAGAUUCCCCAACGGUAUUGCUGCACUCUGUUGUUUCGAAUACUCUCAGUUUUUCGGGGAUUUUGAUGAAUGAAAUGUGGUCGAAGUUUUUCCAAGCUUCGGUUCAACAUCGUCCGUCUUUUUUUUUUGUUUUUCGUUAGCUUUUUGUACACUUUGUUCGUUUUGUUUGGUGUGUCGAACCUUUUUUGAGCUAUUUGUAAUCCAGGUCCGCAGUUUCAUACCGUGAGUUAGUUUAAAUGUUCAAAGUGAACUGUAUCAGUCAUCCACCUAUUUUUUAAGGCUUGAAAUUGCUGUAAACUAAUUCACGGCAUUAAGUUAUUGGAUCAAGUAUAUAAAUGAGUAGACCUUCGAAAAAAAAAUCUACUUGAAAAGCUUAUCAAUGCUCAAUAAUUAAUGCGCCAUAACAUCACUGCAACAAUUCUGCACAUUAAUUGAUGCUAAUGGCGCACACUUACUCAAUUAAUUUCCACAUCAAUUGAAAACUUUUUGAAUUUAUUCUCACAAACUUGUAAAAGAUAUGCUAGGGAAUUCUUGUUUUGAUUUAAAUAAGCUUGUUCAUGUCAAGUCGGCAAAAUCUUCACAGAAACACUGUCAGUACUGUAUACUGUUUUAUUAUUUUUUCUGAAAGUUUUUCUAUUCGAAUGUUCAGAGCAAAACGGGGAUUAUUAUGCGCCUGGAGAUUUGCGAAAUGCCUACGCGGAGACGCGACAUGCCUCAGUGAAGCAUCGGGCUGGAGGUGGACGGCGGAUUUCGGCAGCGGAACUCGAGAGUCUGAUGGUUCGGCAGAGGAGCGCCUCUACCACCAUCGAUGUCGGCUACCAGGCUCCCGUUCAGAUCGCCCAUCCUCAGGUGUCCUACGACCAGGUGUGCACAAAACUCUGCUUCCUCCUGAUCAUCAUGCUCUCUUAGGAAUCUCUGAGUAGUCACACUUCCAAGAAGUACAACUCCGUGUCGGACAUGAAGAGGAGGAAAGGCCAAAGAUGCGCUCCGUCUCCUGGGGGCCUUCCGAGAUCUCCCUACGACUACCAGGUUUGACCUGAAAAAAAACCAGAUACAGAGUGGGUCAAAAUUAGGGCAGCACUUUACAAAAAAACCAUUUAUUCCUGUUGAAAAUUUAAUUCGUCUCAAGAAAGGUAUUGUUGAUUUUUAGACUUGAAAGGUAUAUCUAUGAGGUUUUUUCAUGAUUCUCCGAGGCAAACUCAGCCGGUAGCUUCUUUUUUCAGAUUUCCAUGAAUUGGAAAACGAUCUUCUCAAAUUUUAAUGAAUCUAUUCAGAGCAAAUUCGUUCAUCACAAUUUACUCUCUAUAUUUUCUUUAUAUUCCUAGCGUAAGAUUUCCUUUCUUUCUAGUGAAAGAGGUAGCUGAUCAAGAAUUGUUCUGGUGAGGCUGAAUAAAAGGUCAAUUGAAACAUCGAAACUCCAGGCUCCUUGAACUAAUUCAAAAAAAAACAAAGAAAAAUUAGAGAAGCGCUAAAUGUUGAUGUCCCCCUAGUUUGACCCGCUUUGUGUCACUAACACAGGAGUCCUUCUAACCAUACUAAACAGUCGCUUUUCAGAUGAGCACGUUUCAGGUGCAGCAGACGCCGGCGUCGCAGCAUCUCGAGUACAACUGCGUCAGUCGCAGCUCGCCGAACCUCGCGCGAAUGGACUCGUUCGACUCUUUCGACGAAAACGAUGCGCCGACGCCGUUACCCGACGGCGACGACUUCUCACGCGACACCUCGAGAGACGCAAGUCGCGGAGAGUAUUCGCGACCAUUCCGGCCGGCGUCGCGUCCCAAGACUCCGCCUCCACCGCCGCCUCCACCACCGCAGCAGCAGACGGUGUACGCUUCGGCCGGAUCGAGGUUCGCCAGUUUGAAAGUUUUAAGAAAAAAGAAAGCUUGAGGUUGAUGGGAACGCAGUCCACUUCUUCGUCGCAGGCGACCAUUGUAGCGGUCAACCACUCGCCUCCGUCGACGUCGCAAGUUCCACCUCCACCUCCUCCUCCGCCCCCGCCGCCUCCUCUUCCUCCGUCUGGUUAGCCAUUUCGAACCUUGCUUUUAUAACACAAAAAAAGGAGUUAAGGUUCCUCAGCAGGAAUUCCGCCACCGCCGCCUCCACCUCCACCGGAUUUCUUGAAGGCGCCGAGCGCUCCAGCGAACCUCGGAAAGGGUAUAUCAGCAGACGCUCUGCGGUCGGUACAACUCAAAAAGGCAGAAGUCAACGAAGAGUCUGAAAGGAGGUGAGUACAAAGGAAAAAUCCGAUAAUUAAUCUCUUUGCGGGUGGAAGUCACUGAAUUAGCUCCAGAGAAGUUUGUAUAAACGAAUCGAAGUUCUGUGGAAAUUCAACUAAAAAAAGUUAUUUGGAAGCUCAAAAAGAAAGAAAAAUAGGUCAGAAUGAGUGAGAAUUAAGGAAGGAGUACAUAAUAGAUACAUAAAAACAAGGGUUUUUCGAACGCUCGAUCUGUUUCAUUUGAAUUAAGAAGAAUGCUUACCAAAAGAAGUUAGAAAAAGAAAGAAAACGCAGAGAUCCUAGGGAGACUCGAAAUCUUCCGUCGAACAGUAGCGCCGAUUUCCAAGCAGACUUGCGGAACGCCUUGGCGAAGCGGCGGAGCAAAGUUGCCCACGAUGACGAGGAGGACGAAGAGAAGAAAGAUCGGAGUGUCCAAAAGUGAUCCCUACGCGUUUCGAUCAACUGAACUUUAUCCAUUUUGCAGUCGGUUCGAGGGACUUUCGCUGCGAGAAUCCGUCAGAGAGAAUGUGGCCGGUAAGGACGCCAAAGGUCUUCAGUCCAAUGGGAUCGCCAACAAAAAAGACAGCGGGUUCGUCACGCCACGCCCACUUUUCCAUGUCUCCAUCCAGGUACACGUCAUCUCGAACGUCGCUGGAGCCGUCAGAAUCUGAAGAAAAGGACCGGCCGCAUUUUUCUUUGGAUCAUUCUCCUAACGUCCAGAGAGUCACUCUCAUUUCGCAGCACAUCGAAGAUUCCUACGGUCGAAAAACCGCUGAUAAUGUAGGUGGAUUUGCGAUUUCUGUGCACAGGCUUUCGCAUCAGGAUAAACAUUGUGGUUUCAGUUUUAGGAUUAGCUGCACAUUUUUGUCCAACCUUGGACCAUAGAAUUAUUGCAAGUUACAAGUUCAAAAUAUGGCAAAUCAUAUUUUAAAUUUUCUUCAUUGUUGUUUCUCUGUGAGCAAUAAGUGAAGUACGGAAAUUUAGUCAGAGCCAAUCAUUUAAACCGAAUUCUCGAGUCGGUUUUCAAACGGAAAACAUGGUUUUAAUUCUAAUUUUUGAGUCCUACUUUUCAGGGUUCAUUUUAGCAUUUAAUAUUUAAUUGAACUUAAUAUUUUCUUUUUUUGAGUUUCACGACUACGGGGCGAUUCCAUUCAGAUAGAAUUCAUAAAAAAACAAAAAAAUUAACUUUUUGAAAAAUAAUAACCAAAUUGCCAAAAAUCACACUCACCGGCAAAUUUUCAUCACUUGCACCGUAUGGCACAGAAAAUCACCAUCUAAUCGCAUUAUGAAAAAAAGUUUGAUUGGAGGUUGAAGUUAAUUUGAAAAGAUUUUUCCAUAGAAACGAUGAUUUUAUAUUUUUGGUUCAUUUCUGUUCUUCUUGUUUUUAAGGCAUGGUUCAGUUUUUUGUUGCUUGUUUUGAGAGUUAAACUUCGGGGGUUCAAAAAAUCUUAUUCAUAGUAAACUUUCCAACAACUUGAAGGAUUAGAAAUCUUUUUUGACAUUUUUUGGCAUUUUCUGAUAUUUGCCAUUCAAUAAUAUUCCUCCUUCCUCAAAGUUCUGAAUUUUUUCUUCUGUUCUUUUCUAUGCAUUUUUUUGGUUUCUCUCAUAAACUUGUACUUUUUUGGUAGGGAAUUUCCUUCGAGCUUCUCUCUAUCGUGUGACGUUUUUCCAGGUCUCAACGUCAUCUUCCUCUCUUUCGACGCUGUCCGGCGGUUCUGAAGGCCGCCAGCCGCUGACGACGUCUCCGCCGACGCACGUGCCGCCCGUCGACUACGACGACGACGAUCCGGAUUCAGGAACCGGCGACAGUGACGGCGAAGUGCGAAGUGAGAGCUUCCCGCGCGGUUUCUGUGUCUGCGUGACUGUUUGAGUGAUUCAAAAGGGCUGUUUGGGGACUUUGGUGUGACUUCUGUGACGACUUGAACUAAUGAAGUUUUGUCGUAGGCAUGAAAUACUUCAUGAAAAAUUAUAACAAGAUUAAUAAAAUUAAUUGAUUGUUUUAAAGAGCAAAUUUUUUCAACCACAUCGUUUUUGUCCACUAAGAGAGGGACUUAUUUCACUUUAUUUGUUCGAAAACCUCGCUGUUUGAGAAAAAAAAAUUUUUUACGUGUUUUUUCUAGCUUUUCCAAGUGUAAAAUGGUAAUUAAGCGGAUUUAGUUUUUUCCCAGAAUAUGCUACACAAUCUUCAGUGAUGGCUUGAGUCCUCACUCAAUGACUUUACAGAUUGCGAUCGUGCGUUUGAAAGGAAGAAGGUAGACGAGUGGACCGUGGGAGACGUCGCGUCGUGGCUGACGUCACUGGGAAUGGGCGAGUACUGUGGGUCGUUCCGUUCGCGGAGCGUCGACGGCGAAUCUUUGGCUCGCUGCGACCGGACGGCCUUCACGAGACUCGGCGUCACUCGCAUCGCCCAUCGCCAACUCAUUGAGUCCGCUCUGCGACAGCUUCUGCGACCACCCACCGACGAACGAUUUUAG